UAAAACCAUAAAGGCAAAGAAAAAUAAAUAAAUAAAAUGGUCUCUUCUCAAUGUACACUAGUAUCGGACCAUUUAUGCAUUCUCUUUUUUUGCUUCUUACAGGCUAUCCAGAUCCUGAAUGGAGCAAUAAUUCUGUCUCUGGGUGUUUUUAUGGGUUCCUUACAAAACUUGCCCCAUCCAUCCAAUUACAUAUUUUUCUUGAUCGUUUAUACAGGCUAUCAGAUAUGGAGCGCUAUAUCUGUGAGUAUUCAAAUUUCACUGACCGUAGGUAAUUUCUUAGAUUCCACCGCUAGAAAUGUAUUUUGGCAAAUUUUCUCUCAAAUUUUAGGGGUGGCUUGGAGUAGAAAUAAGUCAUCCAUUAACAGUAAGAGAGUUGAGAUGGAAAGCAAUUUUGGGAUGAACAUCGCUAAUGCUACUGUUGCACUAGUUGGACUUGUUUUUCUCUCAAUCAAUUUAUUCGCUAAUGACCCAUUACUCAAGGAUUGUCAGUCUUCUCAGCAACAGGGCUUAUGCAUUUACAAAGAAGCUUCCUCAAGUGUAUGCCUUUAAAAAUUAGAGAAAGCCCACGCACAGCAACGAAGACCCAAUGCAGCAAAAAAUAAAUAAAUAAAAUUUUAAAAAUUAUGUGUAAUUAUAAAAUAUUUCGACAAUCUAAAAUGUAGAGAAAAUAUACAUCAGGUACCAUGCUGCCUUCACUUGAAUCUUGGUUCUGCCACUUAGUAGCCCUGUAAUGAAGGGACAAAUUAGAUAACCUCGUUGUGUUUCAAUUUUCUCAUCACUGAAAUGAGGAUAGUGGUAGUAUCAGUCUUAAAGGGUUGGUGUAAGGAUCACAUAAAUUAAUAUUUGAUGAGCAAUUAAAACUGCAUAUUAUGUACUACUACUGUUACAUUCCCCAGAGAGAUUACAUUUUUUAAAAAUUUUAUUCACAUCUUGCAUAAUGAAACUAACUUGAGAGAUUUACAAUUUUCUGUGGGAUUUUCAAAUAAUGACUCAUUGAAGUUUUGAAUGGCUUCACUUUUAAAUUUAUUUGAGUAUGGUAUUUUAAAAGGUAAGUUCUUUAAUAACCUUUUCAAAGUAUUUUUUGUUCAUGUUUAGGUGUUCUCCCUCUUCUGUGGUCAACUGAGAAAUUAAUAUUUUCCUCCAAAUUUGUCCAUUUUCCCCAUGAUGAUUUAUGAACUGUUAUUUACUGACUUACUCCUAAUCCUCCUGUUUGCUGAUACUACUCAUGCGAGUUUGUGUCCUCACAUUUUUUUUUUUUUUUUUUUUUUGCGGUACGCGGGCCUCUCACUGCUGU
Aethalodelphis obliquidens (Pacific white-sided dolphin) is the source of this 1294-nucleotide messenger RNA. RefSeq names its product membrane spanning 4-domains A3 (gene MS4A3). Bases 37 to 549 code for a protein of 170 amino acids. The transcript has 3 exons. NCBI's taxonomy places the organism in Eukaryota, Metazoa, Chordata, Mammalia, Artiodactyla, Delphinidae. Gene Ontology annotation, cellular component: plasma membrane. The record is from RefSeq and is a predicted model, not a curated record.